AUGGCGGAACCAAAGUUCGACAUACAUAAUUUAUUGCAGACGGGGUCCUUCCCAACUGCUCGGGGCCGUUCUAGCGAGAGAGGUUCCUGGGAGUCCCUGGAGCGCAGUCCUAGAUUCUAUAGCGGUACCAAUUCCCAGCUUGACGAGCCGGUGAUAAGCCUGGCCGACCCAGAAAUCCCUCCCCGAUACUCAACCCCGCCCCCACCACCGACCGUCGAAGACAGCGAAGAUGUCGACGGAGAAUAUGCAGACGAGGAGCCCAAGUUCCCGGGCGACAUAGACCAACAUCCUGUCCUCCUUGAGAACGAAGACUACAUCUACGCCCACAACCCCGAGCAGCGCUUCGUCUUAGUUUCUAAUCCUAGCGACAGCAAGCCGCAGACCGUGAAGCCUGACGAGGAUGCUGAGGGGCGUCGAGGACGUCCACCUAAGAGGGAUACCCCCGACUCGAAGCGAACCGAUUCCCCAGUAAAGAACGAUGGUGGCAGCUCUCCUACCAUGGCCGCAGCCGCCGCCGUUGCUGGAGCUGCCGCAGCUUCGAAGCUUAACGCCCGGGGUAGUUUAAGGGAGAAGAGACCAAGCCUGAACAGGAGAAAGAGCCCGCAUGACCUCCCACGACUUGAUACCGAGAUGCCUAGCGGAGGUGAGCCCCAGCGGCGCACUUCGCGACACAUUCGCAGCCGGUCUUCGACUGCGACAUAUAAUGACGACUAUCGAUAUCGCGAGCCGUCAUCUCCUGAUUACGGGGGCGGUGGACGGUCUUUCCGAGAUGACUUCCUCUCACCCGAAAUUAUCAAGCACGGCCCGCGAAACCGUGAACAGGCCUAUUACCCGAGUAGCACUCACACCCAACCAAGCAGGCCAAAGGAAGAGUUUGAUGAUAGGCUAGACGGCCCCUCCUUUAGUCGUGGACCUCAUUCAGUUAGUCCAGUACGGGUUGGACGUUCGCGCCCCGGCUCCGAGUACCCCUCGAAACACACGUCUAGGAGAUCGAGCAGAGGCUCGCCACCCCGACCAGAAACCUUGCGCGGCCCGGCAUCCAGAAGACCCGAAUCCCCGCCUCGCCGUGAGACCAGACCGCGACGCUAUGAUCCUUAUUCCGACGAGGACGUAAUAUCCGAAACCGCUUCUACACGCCGUAACCCCCGAAAGGCUGUCGUGGUUCACGAUGAACGUGCUUCAACAGGGAAUCUUUUGGGUUCGGGAGAUUUGAGGCACAUGGCUAGCUCUCGGUCGCGAUCGAGGUCUACUACCGUUGGUGGCGCGAGCCCGAAUUUGUACCCUGAUGCUGCCCCGCGUGGCCCUCGCUCUCCGGGCACUUUCAGUUCUCAAAUUUUCGAAUCCCCCGCCAUUGCACCUGCGUACCCGACAGUCGACUUUAUGCCCUCUCAUGACCCCGUGAGUUAUCAAGGUAGGGGCCAUUGGGACUCUAGGCCUAGGCCACGCGAUCUUCAGGGAUACGUCCCGAAUCCUAUCCAAAUUUCCGGCCCUUCAGGCCCUCGGGAACCGAUCGACUCUGGCCGAAGCCGGUAUAUGCAACACGCGUGGCAGCAUUCUGAGCCUCGGAACCAAACACCAGCGAACGCUUCCAACCCUUUCAUGCCAAGCCCGAGUAUCCGACCCUCCCCUUCUCCGCAGAAGGAUAUCAGUGUCUUGAAGUACUUUGAGGAUCCUCGGCACUCCGGGUUGCCCGUCCUCCCGCAAUGCCCCAGGAAGGAACCAGUAGCCGGCAUGACAGACUGGUUGACCCUUCCUCGGUGUGAUAACUUCAACAUCUGCCCAACAUGUUACGCCGGACUCUUCUCCGACUCUUCUUUUCGGACGCACUUUAUCCCCGCUCCAUGGCGACCGAUGGACCAGAAGAUUUGCUGCGAUAUCGGCGCCUCGCUCUGGUACCCUAUUGCCUGGCUUCUGACUACGAAGAAGAGGCUACCGGAUCUACGGCUGCUGACCAGCGUUGCGGACAUUAACUGGAAUACCACUGCUGUCGGCGAGGGAUGUCCCGGUGGGCGUAAAAUGACUCGCAUCUGGCACACGAUCAAGGACCCUACGACUCGGCGUGCGGUACCGAAUUUUACGGUGUGCUAUGAGUGCACCACGGUCAUCGAAGCCCUACUGCCCAAUUUGCGAGGCAUCCUCGUCAUUCCGGAAACAUUAAACCCCAAGUCUAGCGGCCAGUGCUCCAUGCAUCCCACAGGGGAUCGCCAGAUGCCGCUCCUCUACUUUGACGCCCUCGAGAAGGCGUCGGAAAUGGCCCUCACCAAUGGCACAUCACCUAGUAUCACGCAGCUUGUCGAUGACAUCAGUAGCAUCUCGUCACUGUCUUUGACCCGGGUCACCCGCGUCUCCGAUUGUCCCCGGGAUAAGACUAUGCACAACAAAAAAUGGUACAUCCUGGCGUCGCUACCCGAACUCACCAUCUGCGACGACUGUUUCGAGGAGGUCGUGUACCCGCGCCUCAGCGAGAGCCCCAGCCUGACGGAGAAGUUCUCGAUAUAUGCCUACCGGGUGCCCAUCGCGACGUGUCAGCUCUACUCGGAGAGGAUGCGGGCUCUCUUUGAGGAGGCGUGCAGGCGCAAGGACCUGCGUCAGCUCGAGGAUGCGGUGAUCGAGCGCAAGAAUAAGGAAGUUGAGAUUCAGGCGAAGUUGAGCCAGCUUAAGGCCCAGCCGCAGAAUGAUCCGUGGAUCGAGGAGGCUGUGAAGAAGCUUGAGCAGUUGUGGAAGAAAUGGGAGUAA
This is a messenger RNA of Scedosporium apiospermum, 2736 nucleotides long. RefSeq lists its product as uncharacterized. Lineage: Eukaryota; Fungi; Ascomycota; Sordariomycetes; Microascales; Microascaceae. Bases 1 to 2736 code for a protein of 911 amino acids. The record is from RefSeq and is a predicted model, not a curated record. The transcript has 2 exons.